AUGAUAGCAUCUACAAUUAUCUCCACGCAACGUCCUUUCGGUCUACUAUUUCAAUGUAAUUUCGAUACGGCAUGUUUUGCCGAGAAUCAACUCAAACGAACUGAUGGCAGUGAAUUUAUACUUGUUGAGUCUUCUGAUGGCUUAGAACCUCCUAGAGCACCGACUUCUGAUGUUACAUCUAUUACUGUUUCAACAAACAACAGUGAAACAUGUAAACUACCUUAUCAACUACCAUUCAAUAAUGGUACGGAUAUCGCUAACUGGAAUAUGUACUUUUGUUAUAAUGAUCAAUGUCCAACACAGAGUGGACAGACAGGAACAUGUAAAUCAGGUUUUUAUGGUCUUACAUCACUUAAUUCAUCAGAACCAUCGAAGACAAUCAUUGGAUCAAUCGAUUCCAAUUCUAUUCUAAGAGAUUCAGUUGGACAACAAUGUCUUCGAUUUUAUUAUUAUUUUACUAUUUAUGAUAAAGAAGAUUGGGGUCAACGGAUUCAAGUGUUGAUUAGACCUAAUAAUGAAACUGUCAAUGAAUUUUCAAUUAAAGACCUUACAAUAGUGAAUAUGAACGAAAAUAAAUGGGAAUUUCAAUCUGUAACAUUUAAUUCAACAUUUUCUCGUUACACAUUAGUCUUUUCUUUUUCUGUUGAUGGAAAUAAUCCAACAGUCGAUGGUAUAUCGAAUCGAACAGUUUAUUUUGCAUUAGAUAAUAUAGAAUUAUAUGAUUUUAAUUGUUCAUAUGUGAAUGACGAAUUGCCUAGUUCGACAGUCAUGGCAACGCGGGAAAUAACUAUAAUAUCGACUCCAACAACGGCAACGCCAUUGACAACAACAACAAUAACAACAACAACAAUAACAAUACCAACAACAACAACAGCAGAUAAACCUAAUUUAGCUCUAAUACUUGGUCUCUCAUUGGGUC
This is a messenger RNA of Rotaria sp. Silwood2, 919 nucleotides long. NCBI's taxonomy places the organism in Eukaryota, Metazoa, Rotifera, Eurotatoria, Philodinida, Philodinidae. The record is from the annotation of a GenBank genome assembly.